GCGGCGGCGGCGGCCGCUUUCGGAGCGGGGAAGCCCUGCUUUGCGGGCCUGCGGGCUGUCCGGGCUGGCGUGGCUCCGGGUCUCGCUGCAGUCCGGGAGGAGGAGGUCCUGGUUUGGAGCCCCAGAAGCGCUUUUCCGGCCCCACCUAGGCCCCCUGAGCCGCGCCCAUAUGGUGGGAGGAGCCCGACGCAGCUCCCCGCCUAGAAGCCGGGAAUUUUCUACGCGGUUGAGUAGCCCCGCCACCUCCUGGCCUUGUGAUCUUGGGCAAAUCCCUUCUUGUGGAGCCUCAGUUUGUUUACUUGCGAAUGAAAAUGCCAUCCUGGGUUAUCGGGAGGAUUGCUUGGAUGAGGGACAGCUUCCGCAGAGCGUUUGGCCUGUAAAAUUCAACAAAUAACAUCGGCUGCUGCUGUUGCUAACAGAGACGGCCGGGGCAGUAGAGAGUCGUGUGGAGAGUUGAGAGUGGCUGAGAGGAUCACGUAGAGGAGAACGUGAAAUGCUCAGCACAGUGUCAGCUAGGAAGAGUCGGAGACAUCCUUUUCCAGAGUCCCAGAAUGGAGACUGAAGGGUGCUUAGAGACACAAAGAAAUAGAGAAGUCCAGAAUGAUAAAAUAAGGCCACCAUCAAAUGAGAUGGUGGCCGAGGAGUCAGAAGUUGUCCUCAUAUCGGCUACCCAGGUCCAGGUUCCGCGAGAGCCUUCCGGGCUUCCACCGGAGAGCCUCGAUGAAGACUCUGCCGAAGACCUUGAGACCAUGCCACGAAGGAAUCGUCCCAAUGCUGCAGCCUCCAGGCAGAGGUUCAGGAAAUUCCGCUAUGAGGAUGCAGCCGGGCCCAGGGAGGUCCUCCGACAUCUGCAGGAGCUUGCUGGACAGUGGCUGAGACCCGAUAUUCACACAAAGGAGCAGAUUGUGGAGAUGCUGGUGCAGGAGCAGUUCCAGGCUGUCCUGCCCGAGGAGCUCCGAGCUCGGGCCCAGAGAUGUCAGCCCGGGGUCAGGAUCACCGGCUGAGUCCUGCCGCCGCGUCCUUGCUCAGCCUGCGCGUGAGAAGUCACCGGAGGUGCUCGUUGUUGUUGCAAGAGCCGGUCGCGGUCAUGGGGAAAUGGGAGCCUCGGUUUUUUUGAGCUUGGCUUUGACUAGUUGUAAUAAUCCGUCAAAACCCAUGUCUGGACCUCCCUCUGGCUGAGGCAGCUCUAAUUCCGGGGACUGAGCUCCGGAAAGAGCUUCUCUACCCUCCUGUUAGGACAAUCAGCCUGUUGCUUGUUUUUGCUCUGCCGAAUGCCUCCUUUUUUGCACUUUCUGACAUGCUUUAAUAUAUUGUUAUGCAUCCAAAGAGCUAAUCGCUUCAACUUUCAGAAUUCUUGAUUCUUGCUGUGGUGGCAUGAAUGGAAGCUUCUGUAACCCCAUCCAGUAAACUCGUUUGAGACGCCCUUGAAAUAUUAAAGUUUGGUCCUUAA
Molecule: messenger RNA, 1450 nt
Organism: Prionailurus viverrinus (fishing cat)
Lineage: Eukaryota; Metazoa; Chordata; Mammalia; Carnivora; Felidae
Product: SCAN domain-containing protein 1-like
Exons: 2
Coding region: 552-1004 (150 amino acids)
Source: RefSeq, a predicted model, not a curated record